Molecule: messenger RNA, 990 nt
Organism: Oncorhynchus keta (chum salmon)
Lineage: Eukaryota; Metazoa; Chordata; Actinopteri; Salmoniformes; Salmonidae
Product: huntingtin-like
Exons: 6
Cellular component (GO): cytoplasm
Source: RefSeq, a predicted model, not a curated record
GUGUUCAUAGGUUGUGUGGUUGUAACCUCGUCUCUCUGUUCCAGGUGUUCAUAGGUUGUGUGGUUUGUAACCUCGUCUCUCUGUUCCAGGUGUUCGUAGGUUUUGUGGUUUGUAACCUCGUCUCUCUGUUCCAGGUGUUCAUAGGUUUUGUACUGAAGCAGUUUGAGUACAUUGAGGUGGGACAGUUCAGAGAUUCGGAGGCGAUCGUCCCCAACAUAUUCUUCUUCCUGGUUCUGUUGUCGUACGAGCGGUACCACUCCAAACAGAUCAUCAGCAUCCCCAAGAUCAUUCAACUCUGUGACGGCAUCAUGGCGAGUGGGAGGAAGGCUGUGACACAUGCCAUCCCAGCCCUGCAGCCUAUAGUCCAUGACCUGUUUGUUCUGAGAGGCUCCAACAAGGCUGAUGCUGGGAAGGAGCUGGACACCCAGAAAGAGGUGGUGGUCUCCAUGCUGCUGAGACUCAUACAGUACCACCAGGUGCUGGAGAUGUUCAUCCUGGUCCUCCAGCAGUGUCACAAGGAGAACGAGGACAAGUGGAAGAGACUGUCCAGACAGAUUGCUGACAUCAUACUGCCCAUGAUAGGAAAACAACAGAUGCACCUGGACUCCCCUGAGGCUCUGGGAGUGUUGAACACUCUGUUUGAGACGGUCGCUCCCUCCUCUCUCCGCCCGGUAGAUAUGCUGCUGAAGGGAAUGUUCACUACACCUGCUACCAUGGCUAAUGUCAACACAGUUCAGUUGUGGGUGUCAGGUGUCUUGGCUGUCCUCCGAGUCCUCAUCUCUCAGUCCACUGAAGACAUAGUCCUCUCUCGUGUCCACGAGCUCUCCCUCUCUCCUCUCCUCCUCUCCUGUCCCACCAUCCGACGUCUCCGCGACGACAGCAGCCUCUCGUCGCCCCCGCCACCGCCUCCUGGCGACCCCCGGCAACUGUCGCCCCCGACAACCAGGAGGCCAACGGAGAGCGGGUGCUGCCGGAGGAGGCGUUUGCCAG